AUGAUAAAAUUAACAGCAAUUAAAGAAGAAUAUCAUUUAAAAGAUGGAUGGUUCAAAAAUAUUAUUGAAUAUGGAAAAGACGAAAUAUCAUUGAUGAAAGAAAAACUGAAUUUAAUAGAUGAAAAUAAGUUACAAAUGAUACCAAUAAUGAAGCGACAUAUUGCUGCUGUUGAUUUCAUACAAACAGCUUUAUUAGCAUUUAAAGCAUUAUGCAAACGUGAAAUUCAUGGGACAUGUAAUAUGGAUAUGGAUACGACAAAUAUCACUACUACAAGUGUUAUCAGAGAUAUUAGUGAUAAAAAAAUAGGCGAUAUUAUUCAUGAAAAAACCAUCAUUGGUGAAAAUGUUAAAGGCGGUAAUAGUAGUAGUGAUAGUAGUAGUGAUAAUGGAAGAAAGAUAACGAUUGAUCCAAAUAGUGAUAAAUAUAUUGGUAUACCAAGUGAUGAAGAUGUUAUAAGCAAUAUAAUUGAAAUACCGGAAUGGGCAUGUAACGAGAAGCAUUCCACAAAUUAUAUCAUUUAUUGUCAAGGCGAAUUACUUCAUGCUGUAAUGAUGCUUAACAUUUUCAAAGAUUCAAAAACAUUUGUUGAUAAACCAUUAAAACGUGAUCCAACUGAAAUUGCAUCAGAUUUUAAGAAAAAAUUUCCACGUGAUAUUACAGUAAAUGAUCGUGAAGCUAUACGACAAUUUAUUGAUGAAAAUUUUGACGAAGAGGGGCACGAAUUAGAAAAAUGUGAAUUAGUGGAUUGGGAAGAGCAACCAGAGAAACUCUUAUCAAUAACUGAUCCACAAUUACGCCAAUUUGCAUUAAAUGUUAAUUUAAUUUGGAAAAGUUUAUGUCGAACAAUUAAAAAAGAAGUUAUGAAAUACCCAGAACGACAUUCAUUAUUAUAUGUACCAUAUGAGUUCAUUGUUCCUGGUGGUCGUUUUCGGGAAUUCUAUUACUGGGAUACUUAUUGGGUAAUUAAAGGUCUUCUUGCUUCAGGUAUGCAAGAGACAUCACGUCGAAUAAUUCUUAAUUUUGAAUAUUUGGUAAAAACAAUUGGCUUUAUACCAAAUGGUGGUCGAGUGUACUAUUUGCGCCGUUCACAACCACCACUUUUUAUACCAAUGGUUUAUGAGUAUUAUAUGGCAACUGAAGAUGAUGAUUUUUUACGUUCCAUAAUGAAUACUAUGGAAAUGGAAUUCAAUUUUUGGAAAACAAGUCGAAUGAUUAAUGUAACGAUUAAUGAAAGAAAUCAUUCAGCGUUUUAUUAUCGUGCAGAUAGUAAUGUACCACGACCAGAAUCAUAUCGCGAAGAUUAUCAAACAGCAGAACGAGUUGAUCGACAAAGAAGGCGUAAAUUAUGGCGUGAUAUAGCAAGUGCUGCUGAAUCGGGUUGGGAUUUCAGUAGCCGAUGGUUUCAAAACAGGAAAAGUAUGGAUACCAUUGUUACAUCUGAUAUUAUUCCAGUUGACUUAAACGCUUUCAUGUAUUGGAAUAUGAAAAUUCUAGCACAUCUUCAAGGAGAAAUUGGUAAUAUAUUUUAUUACUUUUCUGAGUAA
Brugia pahangi is the source of this 1545-nucleotide messenger RNA. The record is from the annotation of a GenBank genome assembly. NCBI's taxonomy places the organism in Eukaryota, Metazoa, Nematoda, Chromadorea, Rhabditida, Onchocercidae.